AUGGCGGUUCCUCCGUCGGUCGCCGCCGCUCCGGCGUCUCUCUACGUCGGCGACCUCCAUCCCGACGUCACCGAUAGCCACCUCGUCGACGCAUUCUCCGAGUUCAAGAGCCUCACCUCUGUUCGCGUCUGCAAAGACUCCACCACCGGCAAAUCCCUCUGUUACGGCUAUGUCAACUUCGUUUCUCCUGACGACGCAAAUCGUGCAAUCGAGAUUAUGAAUCAUACGUUGCUGAAUGGAAAAAUGAUAAGGGUGAUGUGGUCGCGUCGCGAUCCUGAUGCGAGGAAGAGCACUAUAGGGAACUUGUUUGUUAAGAACAUACCUGAAUCGAUAGAUAAUGCUGGACUGCAAGAUAUAUUCAAAAAAUAUGGGAAUAUUUUGUCCAGCAAAGUUGUCACGUCUGAAGAUGGGAAGAGCAAAGGAUACGGCUUUGUUCAAUUUGAAUCUGAGGAAUCUUCACGUGUUGCUACCGAGAAGCUGAAUGGCUUUACUGUUCGUGAUAAGCAGUUAUAUGUCGGGAAGUUUGUCAAAAAAAGUGAGCGCAUCUUGCCAGGCGCGGAUGCUAGAUAUACAAACUUGUACAUGAAGAAUUUGGACUUGGAUAUUACAGAAGCAAAACUGAAGGAGAAAUUUUCCUCUUUUGGUAAAAUUAUUAGCUUGGCUAUUGCAAAAGACCUCAAUGGGAUGUCCAAGGGUUUUGGCUUUGUGAACUAUGAUAACCCAGAUGAUGCUAAAAGGGCAAUGGAAGAAAUGAAUGGAUCACAAUUAGGUUCUAAGAUUCUUUAUGUAGCCAGAGCACAAAAGAAGGCUGAGCGCGAGCAGAUCUUACACCACCAAUUUGAGGAGAAACGGCAGGAACAAAUCUUGAAAUACAAGGGAUCAAACGUUUAUGUGAAAAACAUUGAUGACAAUGUAAGUGACGAAGAACUGAGGGAUCAUUUUAGUGCAUGUGGAACUAUAACUUCUGCAAAAGUUAUGCAAGAUGACAAAGGGAUAAGUAAAGGGUUUGGCUUUGUCUGCUUCUCCACUGCUGAGGAGGCCAAUAUAGCCGUGAACACUUUUCAUGGAUUCAUGUUUCAUGGUAAACCACUAUAUGUUGCUCUUGCUCAGAGGAAAGAAGAUAGGAAAGCACAAUUGCAGCUUCAGUACACGCAUCAAAUAGCAGGACUAGCUGGACCUUCGACUGCCAUUAUCCCUGGUGGAUAUCCUCCUUAUUACUAUGCAGCUACUGGUGUUAUUUCACACGUGCCUCCUCGAGCUGGGGUGAUGUAUCAACAUGUUGCAUUGAGCCCGGGAUGGGGGGCUAAUGGCUUUCUACCCCCUGCUAGAUCAUUUCAACAGUCAUCAGUUCCUGCAGUUUCUAACAAUACUAGGCAGCAUAGGCAAAACAGGGGCAGGUUGAAUGGGCAUUCAGCAGCACAGGGAAAUACCAACUCUGGUACUCAUGUCCAACAAGCCCAGCAGACUUCUCAGUCAAUGAUCUCUUCUAGAGAGUCAAGUACUCAGCAGAGAACCGGACAGCCUAAGUACAUACCCAGUGGACGCCAGCGUGACAUAGAAAAAGCAUCUGGUUCCUCAUCCGCUGAUUCAAAUUCUGGUAGAGGGUCCCAUGGGCCAGAAAUGCUGCAUAGCUUGCUUGCUGGUGCUGAUCCGGAGCAGCAGAAAGAUAUACUCGGAGAGCAUCUUUACAUGCUUGUUCAGAAACUAAAGCCUAGCUUAGCGGCAAAAAUAACAGGGAUGCUUUUGGAGAUGGACAAUGGAGAAUUGCUGGUUCUCCUGGAAUCGCCAGAGUCUCUUUCUGCAAAGGUGGAAGAAGCUGUGCAAGUGCUUAAGAACUCGAAGACCAAAGUUUCUGGCCAGGACGUACUUCAUUCAAAUUACCUUUCAGCUGAAGUUGCAGUGAACUGA
Molecule: messenger RNA, 1908 nt
Organism: Sphenostylis stenocarpa
Lineage: Eukaryota; Viridiplantae; Streptophyta; Magnoliopsida; Fabales; Fabaceae
Source: the annotation of a GenBank genome assembly